Molecule: messenger RNA, 2520 nt
Organism: Dichotomopilus funicola
Lineage: Eukaryota; Fungi; Ascomycota; Sordariomycetes; Sordariales; Chaetomiaceae
Product: glycoside hydrolase
Exons: 5
Coding region: 1-2520 (839 amino acids)
Biological process (GO): glycoprotein catabolic process; carbohydrate metabolic process; protein deglycosylation
Cellular component (GO): nucleus; cytosol
Molecular function (GO): carbohydrate binding; peptide-N4-(N-acetyl-beta-glucosaminyl)asparagine amidase activity
Source: RefSeq, a predicted model, not a curated record
AUGGCCCGACUACUUCUCGCCGCGUGCUGGUCGGCUCUGGUGGUGAAUAUCUUGGCCGAAGACGCCUACGAGUCCUUCGACCCGCUCGCCUACGUCGACCCCCUCAUCGGAGCAAGCAACGGCGGCAAUGUGUUUCCCGGCGCGUCGUUACCCUACGGCAUGGCCAAGGCCGUGGCCGACACCAACAGCGGCAGCAACCAAGGCGGCUUCACCCUCGACGGCGCCUCAGUAACCGGCUUCAGCAUGAUGCACGACAGCGGAACGGGAGGCAGCCCGAGUCUAGGCAACUUUGCCCUCUUCGCCUACACCAACUGUCCCGGAGGCGAGAUCAAUCGGUGUGCCUUCCCCAAGAAGGCGCGCGCCAAGUCCGGCCGCUUCACCAACACCAGCGUGUCCGCGAAGCCCGGCACGUUCGGCAUCACACUAGACAACGGCAUCCGCGCCGAGAUGACAACCACCCACCACACCUCCCUCUUCAGCUUCACCUUCCCGAGCGUGGAUGCCGACCAGGAACCGGCGCAACCACUCAUCCUACAGGACCUCACCGACCUGUCGGACUCCCGCCAGGAUAACGCCACGGUCCGUGUCGACCCAGACACGGGCCGGAUCACGGGCAGCGCGCGGUUCCUGCCGAGUUUCGGCACGGGGUCAUACGUGCUGCACUUUUGCACGGAUUUUCGGGGCGCCGAGAUCGCGGACGCCGGCAUCUUUGCGGAUAGCAGGGCCAGCGCGGAGGUGCACCGGCUGACUGUCUCGCGGUCGAUCAACGGGUACCCUUUGCCGGGGGGCGCGUUUGUGCGGUUCAACUCGGCGGCUGAGCCGAUCCUGGCGCGGACGGCGACGAGUUUUAUCAGUGUUGAACGGGCGUGUGAGCAUGCGGAGCGGGAGAUUCCGGAUUUUGACUUUGCUGCUGUUUCGGAGGCGGCUACGGAUCUUUGGCGGGAGAAGAUGAGCCCGAUCAGGGUGUCGCCGGACAAGGUGGACGGGUCGAUGUUGACUAACUUCUACAGUGGGAUCUAUCGGACUAUGGUAAACCCGCAAAACUACACAGGGGAGAAUCCGCUGUGGGCUAGUGAUGAGCCGUACUUUGAUUCGUUUUACUGCCUCUGGGACCUGUUCCGGUCUCAGCUCCCGCUCCUCACCAUCACGGACCCGAACGCUGUGACAGACAUGGUUCGGUCACUGAUCGAUACCUACCGUCACACCGGGUGGCUUCCGGAUUGUCGGAUGACUCUGAACAAGGGUUACACUCAGGGCGGGUCUAACGCGGAUGUGGUUCUGGCGGAUGCGUACGUUAAAGGGCUCAGGGGGGGUAUCAAUUGGGACGACGGGUACGCCGCGGUGGUAAAAGAUGCCGAGGUCGAGCCGUUCGACUGGUGCUGCGAGGGCCGGGGCGGCCUGGACAGCUGGAAGGCGCUCGGGUACAUUCCGGUUCAAGACUUCGACUUCAAGGGCUUCGGCACGAUGACGAGGAGUAUUUCGCGGACACUGGAGUACGCGUACAACGACUUUUGCAUCUCCCAGAUGGCUGCGGGGCUCAACAAGACGACGGAUAAGGAAAAGUACCUUGGGUCGAGCGGGAACUGGGAGAAUCUGUUCAAAGAAGAGCAGGCGUCGGAGUGGUGGAACGGGACGGACACCGGGUUUACGGGGUUUUUCCAACCGCGUUACUUGAACAAGACUUGGGGCUAUCAGGAUCCUCUUAAUUGCAGCAAUCUUGAUGCCACGAGUGUUUGUUCUCUGCAGAACACGGGGCGCGAGACCUUUGAGAGCAGUAUCUGGGAGUACGGUUUCUUCGUCCCCCACGACCAAGCCUCCCUCAUAACCCUCUACGGCGGCCCCUCCUCCUUCAUCUCCCGCCUCGACUACCUCCACGACAGCGCCAUCACCUACAUCGGCAACGAGCCCGCCUUCCUAACCGUCUUCCAAUACCACUACGCCGGCCGCCCGGGCCUCUCCGCCAAACGCGCCCACUUCUACAUCCCCCACUUCUUCUCCGUCGCCCCGGACGGCCUACCAGGCAACGACGACAGCGGCGCAAUGGGCUCCUUCGUGGCCUUCUCCAUGAUGGGCCUGUUCCCCAACCCGGGCCAGAACGUCUACCUCAUCACGCCGCCGUUUUUUGAGGCUGUCAAUAUUACCCAUCCGGUUACCGGGCGUACGGCGAGGAUCAGGACCGUGGGGUUUGAUGCGGGGUAUGAGGCGAUAUAUGUGCAGAGUGCGACGUUGGAUGGGGAGGUGUAUACCAAGAGUUGGGUGGAUCAUAGUUUUUUUACGGAGGGAAGGGAGUUGGUGUUGACGUUGGGGAAGGAGGAGAGUAGUACGUGGGGGAGGAAGGUGGAAGAUUUGCCGCCCAGUUUGGGGGAGUAUCAGGGGUUUGGGGGGAGGUCGUCGGGGGGCGGGAGUGAGAGGGGAAGGGGGAGGGCAAGUGGGAAUGGGAGUGGAAACGGGACAUUGAAGAGGACGGUGAUGGAAGGGUUGUUGCACAGGGCGGAGAGUGGGGGCCUGUUUGGGUUGUGA